ACAAAGGCGCGAAUCUCAUUGUGGAAUUUCACAAAGUAUUGGGAAAAGCAUUUACCCCAGACUUCCUUAAUUUAACUCUUAAAUGUUGACGCUUUCAAACAAGACCUGUCUUUUUUUCCUUUAUCAUUCAUCAAUUUGAAGUCUAAUAUGCUUAGAAACCAACGUUUAUGUUUACUUACAAGGUCUAUGUCAACUUUGACUCGUGUUCAAACGAAGGCUGCACCCGCUGCUAUUGGCCCUUACGCUCAAGCUAUCAAAGUAAAUGAUACUGUCUACACUUCCGGUUCUCUUCCUGUUGUUCCUGAAACUGGUAAUGUCAUUGACGGUGGUAUUAAAGAGCAAACACAACAAAGUUUGGACAAUUUAGCUGCUGUCCUUAAAGAAUCUGGAUCAAGUGUUGAUAAAGUCGUGAAGACUACAGUUUUUUUGAAAGAUAUGAAUGAUUUUGUUGCUAUGAAUGAAAUCUACGCUAAGUUCUUCGGUGAUCAUCGUCCUGCUCGUAGUGCUGUUGAAGUCGCUCGUUUGCCAAAAGAUGUUUCUGUUGAGAUCGAAUGUGUAGCUGUCACUAACAAAUAAGCAAAUAAACAUCUAUAGCAUCUGCUAAUUUAUGCUACUAAUGACUGAUAACAUUGCUACGAGACCUAGUUGGUCUCAAUAAAAGUACAAAAUGAUGACAGU
This is a messenger RNA of Mycotypha africana, 678 nucleotides long. RefSeq names its product endoribonuclease L-PSP. Gene Ontology annotation, molecular function: deaminase activity. NCBI's taxonomy places the organism in Eukaryota, Fungi, Mucoromycota, Mucoromycetes, Mucorales, Mycotyphaceae. Gene Ontology annotation, cellular component: cytosol. The record is from RefSeq and is a predicted model, not a curated record. The transcript has 5 exons. The coding region runs from base 148 to 576 and encodes 142 amino acids.